Molecule: messenger RNA, 478 nt
Organism: Tarenaya hassleriana
Lineage: Eukaryota; Viridiplantae; Streptophyta; Magnoliopsida; Brassicales; Cleomaceae
Product: stress-induced protein KIN2
Exons: 3
Coding region: 82-291 (69 amino acids)
Source: RefSeq, a predicted model, not a curated record
CCCUCCGGGUUCUUCACAUCCCAAAUCGAAUCUCGAUUACUAAUCUCGGAAUUUAUAUCCAUUAACAGACAUAUAAUAUAAAUGGCAGACAACAGCCAACAGAUGAGCUUCCAAGCUGGCCAGGCCACAGGCCAGACCCAGGAGAAGGCGAGAGGUAUGAUGGACAGGGCAAAGGAUGCUGCUCAGUCCGCUCGACAAUCCAUGCAACAGGCGGGUCAGCAGAUGAAGGAGAAGGCCCAAGGAGCUGCUGAUGCCAUGAAGGACAAAACCGGCAUCAACAAGAACAACUAAAUCAUAUAUCCCUUUUUUUUUUUUUUGGAUUUUAAUUUCUUUUUAUUAAAUAAAAUGGGAUUCUAUAUUUUCUUUCUCCUCUUUGAUAUUUUAUUUCUCUUCUUGUUUUAGAUUUCCUUUUCUCUUUAAUGCUUCAUGUAAUUCCAUAAGAAACCGAUUCUCCCAUUACUUACCAGAUUUUCUCUCA